Messenger RNA from Engraulis encrasicolus (European anchovy), 2177 nucleotides. It is a transcript of the gene pgm1, whose product is annotated as phosphoglucomutase 1. The coding region runs from base 79 to 1764 and encodes 561 amino acids. Gene Ontology annotation, molecular function: magnesium ion binding; phosphoglucomutase activity. The record is from RefSeq and is a predicted model, not a curated record. NCBI's taxonomy places the organism in Eukaryota, Metazoa, Chordata, Actinopteri, Clupeiformes, Engraulidae. The transcript has 11 exons. Gene Ontology annotation, biological process: carbohydrate metabolic process. Gene Ontology annotation, cellular component: cytosol.
UCGUGUGUACGUGGGGAAGUUUGCGCUGUCAAGAUCCCACCGUGGACACGGAUCACACAGGUCAACUUCUGGGGGAAAAUGGUGAAAAUUUCGGUGGUCAAAACCAAGGCUUACGCCGACCAAAAGCCAGGAACGAGCGGAUUAAGGAAGAGAGUCACUGUCUUCCAGAAGAAUGAACACUAUGCUGAAAAUUUCAUUCAGAGCAUUAUUUCCGUCGUCGAACCUGGAGUGAGGCAAGCCAGCACUCUGGUUGUCGGUGGGGAUGGAAGGUUCUUCAUGAAAGAUGCCAUUCAACUCAUCGUGCAAAUUGCAGCAGCUAACGGGAUUGGCCACCUUGUUAUCGGCCAGAAUGGCAUCAUGUCCACCCCAGCUGUGUCCUGUGUGAUCCGGAAGCUCAAGGCUGUUGGAGGCAUCAUCCUGACAGCUAGUCACAAUCCCGGUGGCCCCAAUGGAGACUUUGGCAUCAAGUACAACAUCGCCAGUGGAGGGCCUGCUCCAGAGGGCAUCACAAACAAGAUCUACGAUAUCAGCAAGAGCAUCACCGAAUACCACAUCUGCCCAGACCUCAAAGUGGACCUGGCCAAAAUCGGGAAGCAGACCUUUGAGGUGGACACCUUUAAGCCACUUACAGUGGAGAUUGUGGAUUCUGUGGAGUCCUACGCUGAGAUGCUGAGGGAGAUCUUUGACUUCAAAGCCCUGAAGGAGCUGCUGUCUGGCUCCAACCAUAUCAAUGUCCGCCUGGAUGCCAUGCAUGGAGUGGUGGGACCUUAUGUGAAGAAGAUUGUCUGUGAAGAGCUUGGCUCUCCUGCCAACGGGGCCGUCAACUGUGUCCCCUCAGAAGACUUUGGCGGUCACCAUCCUGACCCUAACCUGACGUACGCUGCCGACCUGGUCAAGGCCAUGAAGGGAGGCGAAUAUGACUUUGGAGCUGCUUUUGAUGGUGAUGGUGACCGUAACAUGGUGCUGGGCAAACAUGGCUUCUUCGUGAACCCCUCUGACUCUGUGGCCGCCAUCGCAGCCAACAUCACCUGCAUCCCCUACUUCCAGAAGACCGGCGUGAAGGGACUCGCCCGCAGCAUGCCCACCAGCGGAGCUCUGGACAAUGUGGCCAAGGCUCUGAAGAUGCAGCUGUAUGAGACUCCUACUGGCUGGAAGUUCUUUGGUAACCUGAUGGAUGCUGGCAAGCUGUCACUGUGUGGCGAGGAGAGCUUUGGCACUGGCUCUGACCACAUCAGGGAGAAGGACGGCCUGUGGGCCGUGCUGGCCUGGCUCUCCAUCCUGGCGCACCGCAAACAGAGCGUAGAGGACAUCAUGAAAGACCACUGGCAGAAAUUCGGCCGCAAUUUCUUCACCAGGUACGACUACGAGGAGGUGGAGUCAGACGGUGCCAACAAGAUGAUGCAGGAUCUGGAGGCGGCCAUGACGGACAAGUCCUUCAUCGGGAAGAAGUUCACCUCUGGAGACAAGACGUACGAGGUGGCCAUCGCUGAUAACUUCAUGUACACAGACCCAGUGGAUGCAAGUGUUUCCAAAAACCAGGGCCUGAGGAUCAUCUUCUCUGACGGCUCCCGCCUCAUCUUCCGUCUCAGUGGAACAGGCAGCGCUGGGGCAACCAUUAGGCUCUACAUUGACAGCUAUGAGAAGGACCCAGCAAAGAUCAACCAGGAAGCAGCGGUGAUGCUGGCUCCUCUGGUGGACAUUGCACUGAAGGUAUCCCAGCUCCAGGAGAGGACUGGCCGUACCGCCCCCACUGUGAUCACAUAAAUGCCUUAUCCCCUACUCCUCUACCAUCACCACCUCUCCAAUUUCCCCACGUCCAUAUCACCUCACUGAUACUGUACCAUGCACUGCCAACACUGGAUAGUGAAACUAACACAAAACAUUACACAUAAUGAAAAAAAAUAAAGAAAAAAAUCAAAAAGAAAUAAUGUGUUUCGUUAUCAUCUAGAUUCUAGAACUAAUUAAAGGCUUUCCAGGAAGCAUUUUCUGGAUUUCUCACUGAACGAAGAUAAAUGGUUCUCCGCCCAAAUGUCAUCAAAGGUAUUUCUGUGGGUUUUUGGACGGUUCUUAGUGGUCAGCCUUGCAUCCAUUUGUUUUGCUGUCAAGGGCCUGAGUAUAGAGUUGCUGUUAUCUUUGAUGAAGUACUGGUGUCAGCAGCCCACGCUCUAACACAGUAC